Molecule: messenger RNA, 942 nt
Organism: Lemur catta (Ring-tailed lemur)
Lineage: Eukaryota; Metazoa; Chordata; Mammalia; Primates; Lemuridae
Product: eukaryotic initiation factor 4A-II-like
Molecular function (GO): ATP binding; RNA helicase activity; RNA binding
Source: RefSeq, a predicted model, not a curated record
GGGGCAUCUACACUUAUGGUUUUGAGAAGCCUUCAGCUAUUCAGCAGAGAGCUAUUAUUCCUUGUAUUAAAGAUCCAAAAGGUAAUUCUGGCACUUGGAGACUAUAUGGGAGCAACUUGUCAUGCUUGCAUUGGUGGAACAAAUGUUCGAACUGAAAUGCAAAAACUUCAGGCUGAAGCACCACAUAUUGUAGUUGGUAUACCAGGGAGAGUGUUUGAUAUGUUAAAUAGAAGAUACCUUUCUCCAAAAUGGAUCAAAAUGUUUGUUUUGGAUGAAGCAGAUGAAAUGUUGAGCCGAGGAUUUAAAGAUCAAAUCUAUGAGAUUUUCCAAAAAUUAAAUACAAGUAUUCAGGUUGUGUUACUUUCUGCCACAAUGCCAACUGAUGUGUUGGAAGUGACCAAAAAAUUCAUGAGAGAUCCAAUUCGAAUUCUAGUGAAAAUGGAAGAAGUGACCCUUGAAGAUCAGUUUUAUAUUAAUGUUGAAAGAAAGGAAUGGAAGUUGGAUAUACUUUGUGACUUGUAUGAGACUCUGACCAUUACACAGGCUGUUACAUUUCUCAAUACAAGGCGCAAGGUGGACUGGCUCACUGAGAAAAUGCACGCCAGAGACUUCAUAGUGUCUGUUCUGCAUGGUGACAUGGACCAGAAGGAAAGAGAUGUUAUCAUGAGGGAAUUCCGAUCAGGGUCAAGCCAUGUUCUAAUCACUACUGACUUAUUGACUCACGGGAUUAAUGUGCAACAAGUGUCUUUGGUUAUAAACUAUGACCUACCUAUCAAUCAUGAAAACUACAUUCACAGAAUUGGCAGAGGAGGUCGAUUUGGAAGGAAAGGUGUGGCUAUAAACUUUGUUACUGAAGAAGACAGGAGGAUUCUUCAUGACAUUGAGACUUUCUACAAUACUACAGUGGAGGAAAUUCCCAUGAGUGUCGUUGACCUUAUUUAA